CCGCGUUUCCUGUAGACAAGGUGGUGAAUGCACUCCUGGCACUGGCUGAUGCUAUAGGUCAUUCAGGAGGAUCUGGCAAAUACAGCUCUGAAUAAUCUGCGACAGGAAUGCCUCUGUACCUCCACGUGGGACUGAAUCUGCUCGUCCUUUUUUCUGCGUCCGCAUCUUUGUCCAGCCCCUAUGACGUAAGAAUGAUUGCGGUGGACCUGAACUACACCCUGCAGUGGGCCUGGAGCGACUCACAACUCAAUGACUCUGUCAACUUCACCGCUGCUUAUGCCUUCUGGAACAUUAAAGACGACGAGGGAUCGUAUAAGCAGGCGUGUGCUGGUUCUGGAGAACACUGGUGUGAUUUCACCCACUGCAAGCUACACUUCAAGGGAAGCUUCCAGACAAGGGUGAGGGCCGAAGCUGCAGGCAGGCAUUCAAAUUGGACUCACCUGAGAUUCACGCCGGACGAGCAUGUGCUGCUAGGGCCACCCAGUGAAGUGAACAUGCAGGGAGAUGUAGAAAUGGUAAUCCUAAAUAUCUCCAAGUCGGUCAUGAACUCCUUGAUGAAGGUGCAAUAUGAAGUGCAGUACUGGGAACAACAGCAACCUGACCAGAAACAUCUGAAGAUCUACAAUGACCCAUAUGCUCCACUGACCUCACUGAAACCUUGGACAGAGUACUGUCUACAAGUCCGUGUUUUUAACAAGGACUACAGCAAAAAUAGCAGUUUCACAUCUCCACGGUGUGUUUCUACAACAGGUCGACGUUUAGUCUGGCUGAAAGUGCUCACUGCGCUGUGCUGUAUCUUACUGUUAGGAGCUGUAGUAUACAUGUGCUGCAGACUCAGAAGAAAGAUCUCAGUAUACCAAACCCCCAACAGCAUUCUAUGUCUUCCAUUAGACCACCCACCUCUCCUAGAAGCUCAGGAACUAAGAUGUUCCAUAGUAUUUGUGUCCGCACCCACCCCACGGCUAGAGUCUCCACAGCUCCUCCUGCAGGAGCAGGAUGGCACAGGCGAGUUCCAGGCAGUGUCCUGCCAGGGGAGCAAUGGUUCUGAGCAGGACUCUGGCAUUGGCUCUGGAGAGGAAAGCUGAAGAAGAACUACUGGCCUUCAUAUGAUCUUCUGAAAGGUUGAAACAGGGAAACUUAACAUACAUUUAUAUCAAG
Colossoma macropomum (tambaqui) is the source of this 1158-nucleotide messenger RNA. RefSeq names its product interferon alpha/beta receptor 1a-like. The transcript is spliced from 7 exons. Gene Ontology annotation, molecular function: protein binding. The record is from RefSeq and is a predicted model, not a curated record. Bases 108 to 1085 code for a protein of 325 amino acids. NCBI's taxonomy places the organism in Eukaryota, Metazoa, Chordata, Actinopteri, Characiformes, Serrasalmidae.